UACUUUUACCCUACGCUCUUAGCAUACAAUUGUAUGUUCUCAGAGUUCAGAGCCAGUACUUCUGUUCAUUUCUAGGUUUUCUAAAUAAUCGCUCUGAUAGAUCACCAGUAACGGCAUCGGUUGUAUUUGUAUGACUAAACAUAAGGAGGGUCGUCAAAGUACUUCGUUGUUUCGUCUUCUGAACUUUGAACUUUUCGUCAAACCAAAUAAGGUCGUAAUAUCUUUUGGGUUAUCUGCAAUAACUGGGUGUGUCGCAUAUCUGGCCUACCUUAAUUUGACUCAUCAGCGUUCUCAGGAUCUUGCAGCAAGUAGCAACAUCAAGAUGCCACUCUACAACACAGUAUUGUAUAUUCCUCCCAUUGAACCCCCAAGAAUCACUGAUUUCGACUCCAGCGCUUCUCACAUUAACGACGAUAGAAUUAAAAUUGCUGAAGUAGAAGCUUGUUUUGGAGAAUUUGAGGCACAACUUUCUAAGUUUUGCCAUUGUAGUCAAUCGAAUGAUGUUCAUACUCCAUGUUGUGUGCCUGGAGCUGGAAAUUUUACACAUCCAGUGAAUGAAAGAUACCUACGUCGUACUGUAGAUGAACAAUUAAGAGAUCUUACACUUGAAGGUGAACGUAAUCGAACACGUGUUGAUCGCGAUCCUCAGAAUAGUAAUUUUGAUCGAAACUCAAUUUCCAUCUUACAUCGACGUGGAAGAUUUGACUCACACAGAGCUCAGGAUUCUGUUACACAAUCCUCAAGUGAGCUACCUCAAAAUUUUAACGAAUCCAUGACUGCAGGCGGAAUAGCUGAGGCGGAAAGCAGUGAUAAUUUUCUUGUGGAUGAAGAAGAAGCAGAGGCUACAGUUGCAACAGAAGAAGAACUUGAUGCCACGGAAUAAACCUUCUCGAUCUUUAUUAUUUCGAAUUAUUAAGUGUUAUUAUUCCCAUUUUGGGAAAUCCCCCAACUGAUGCUCAUGUCAGAGAUGUAAAUAUAUAUGUAGUAACUUGUUAUUAUGUUAUUGCUUCAUCUUCCAAUCUGUAGGUCUUCAGACCAACUGGACUUCAUAGUUUGAACUUUUUCGUAAGUUAUUACAAAUUCAGUGUCUCCUUCUUUUUCAUAAUAGACUUAAGUAAAACGUAGUUAGCAUAUAUUUCUUUGUGUUUCAGUUAACUCACAGUUAUUGUAUGUCACAACAAAUAGGACUUCAUAGGUGUUCAAAUAUUCAUUGGAGAAACAAUUUUUUAAUAUGUGACCAUCAACGACUUCUUUUCUGAUGACCAGUUGCAUUACUGUUCACUUCAAAUAGGAAUGUAAAAAAAGCAUUACAUCUAACACUCUUGAUAGAGUAAAAAGUCGAUCUAAUUUUGUCACUAGUUAGCAAAUAGGCAACUUAUAGUUUAUUUUUUAAUUAUUUGUCAUGAAAUGUUUAUUUCAUGAAUAAUCCAUUAGACAUGAUUUUCAGGAUUGUAAGAGGUUCUAGGAAUUACAAGGUUAUAUUAUAACCUUAUAUAAAGAACUUAAUACAGUGGAUAAUGUUAAAGGAAUGUUGCUUGCUUUGUGACAAUCAUUUUUAUCCUUGGUUAGUUAUUUGUGAUUUGUUAAGUAACUCUUGAUCGUAAUAUACA
Messenger RNA from Schistosoma mattheei, 1610 nucleotides. Lineage: Eukaryota; Metazoa; Platyhelminthes; Trematoda; Strigeidida; Schistosomatidae. The record is from the annotation of a GenBank genome assembly.